This is a messenger RNA of Brachypodium distachyon (stiff brome), 1653 nucleotides long. RefSeq lists its product as uncharacterized. Gene Ontology annotation, molecular function: SNARE binding. Gene Ontology annotation, cellular component: endosome; lytic vacuole. The transcript has 6 exons. Gene Ontology annotation, biological process: SNARE complex assembly. Bases 165 to 1391 code for a protein of 408 amino acids. Lineage: Eukaryota; Viridiplantae; Streptophyta; Magnoliopsida; Poales; Poaceae. The record is from RefSeq and is a predicted model, not a curated record.
CCAUUCCUCCCACUCGGGCUCGAAACUCGAUCGACGAAGAAGGAAAAAAAAAACGAGCAGGAUCUCCCCUUCCCCGGAGAAGAAGAAGCACGUAGUACUUCUUCCAAAUCCCCAAACCCUAGAGCGAACCCCGGCCAGCGUCUCUCCAUCUAUGAUCCGGGGCCAUGGACCCGGGCCCCUCGUCCGCGAGCGCUGACCCGUCCCCUUCCCCGUCCCAGCCGCCGCCGGAGGAGGAGGAGCAAGUGGAGCAGGAGGAGGAAGAGAGGGAGGAGGAGCGGGAGGGGGAUGGGGAGGAGGAGGGGUGCGGCGGAGGCGGCGGCAGCACGUGGGUGGUGGUGCCGGCGGGCGAGGUGCUGGGCGCCGGCUCGCCCAAGGUCGUCGGCUGGGAGGAGCUGCAGCAGGAGCUCGCCCGCCUCUGGAGCCUCUCCGCCGCGCUCGCCGCCGCCAGGGACCGCAAGGCCGCCCUCGCCGCCCGCCUCGAGUCCGCGCUCCAGGCAAGAAAGGCGUUUCUUCAGCAGGAUAAUGAGUUGGCCGAGAUGAGGCAGAGACUGCAAGCACAUACCGAUUUCAUGGGGGAGUUGAGAAUGCAAACAAAGGAGCUGUCUGCGAAUGUUGAGGAUCGAAGGGAGCAACUUUGCGUCAAGAUCAGAACGCUGACAGUAGCAGAGAAAACUGUCGGCGCAGCACAAAGUAAACUGCAGGAACCUGGUAAAUUGCUGUCAGGGGAACGUGGCCAUGGUCGUCUUAAAGGUCUGGAACGAAUGUUACGGAUGAGACAACAAUACAUGAUAGGUCAAGUUGUUCAGAUAUAUCCUGUGCGGCCCUUCAGUGAGCAACCUCCAGUAGUCAAGCAUGGUUUAAACUCCAGUAUAUUCCGAACAGGAGAUGCUGACGUAAUGUCGCCGAAUGGCUCCCAAAGUGGACAGACACCUUUGUCCAUUUUGGGUCUGCAGUUAUCAAAGCUUUCUAUAAAAAAGACAAGCUACUUCAGUGACAAGUCAGAGAUUCAAAAAUCCGCUACUCUCCUUGGAUAUGUUGCACAUGCAGUCUCCCUUAUUGCAUCUUAUCUUGCUGUUCCUCUUCGAUAUCCACUACGGUUGGGAGGUUCGCAUUCAUAUAUUGUUGAUCACGCGCCUUCAGUUGACCCAUCUAUAGCCUCAGGAGUAAGUUCUUCAAUCCCUUCGAGCACCAGCAUGAGGACAACAGAAUUCCCUCUGUUUUUUGAAGGCCAAGAGACAACAAGAUCAGCAUAUGCAAUAUUCUUGCUAAACAAGGAUAUUGAACAACUUCUGAACCACAUUGGUGUUGAAAGUCUUGGCCCAAGACAUGUAUUAGCUAACCUCAGGCAGCUAACAACAAUUGUCCAGUCACAACAGUACAUUUCUGAUUAAUUUAACCCAAAGAAACAAUUUUGAAUUUCUGAUGGAGAUUGCUUAUGGCUGAGUCGUAAUGUAACCGGGUGCUGUUUUUAGCAAGCACUUUCCUUUUCCCAGGAUACAAAUGAGUUCAGGUCUCUCUUUGCUGAUAUGUUAAUGUAAAUGAGUAAAUCCCAUUCUCAGUGUAAAUUGUUCUCACUUGGAGGCGAUGUGUAUAGGAAAUACAUGGAUUAUAAAUGAGAUAGUAGUGCACAAAUUUAGCUGCUUCUUGUUUUCA